CACCAGGUUCCCCACGUCGCCUCCUCGCCCCAGUGUCUCGGCCGGAUGCCCCUAAAAUAUCCCAGCCCCCCAGAACCCUAGGGAAUUCCUCCCCCCCCCCAGGAUUGAGUCCAAACUUGGCGCGCUCACACACCCCUAUUGGACUCACUUUGGGGGCUUGAAGCUCCGGCCCGGCCCCCCGCCGAGCCGGGAAAGCUCCGGUUUGUUUUCCCGGCGCCCGGGAUACAGGAUGGGCCCCACCCCCGGAGUCGGGAGGAGCUGGAGCGGAGAAGCGCGUUCGGCGCGAGUCCUGGGUGGAGGGGCCGGGGCCGCCACCUUCUGUCCACAGGUGCCGCGGGCCGUAAGCUCACCCCACCCUCGCGCGCCAUGGGCUCGGACGUCUGGGUCGGCCCUUGGCGGCCGCACCGGCCCCGCGGCCCCAUCGCAGCGCUCUACAGAGGCCCGGGGCCCAAGUACAUGCUGCCACCGAACACCGGCUACAUCCUGCACGACCCGUCGCGGCCCCGCGCCCCGGCGUUCUCCUUCGGCGCGCGCCUCCCCACGCAGCAGACUUCGUGCGGCCCCGGGCCCGGCCACCUGAUUCCAGCUCGUAUGACCGUGCGCGGCCCCGACGGCACCCCCGCCUACUCCAUCCACGGCCGUCCGCGCCACGCAGCGCCCUUCCUCACUCCGGGACCCGGCAGGUACUUCCCAGAACGAGCUGGGAACGCGACGUACCCCAGUGCGCCUCGGCACACCAUCGCCCCCCGAAACUGGGGCAUCCACGCGGAGCCGCAGACCCCAGGCCCCGGGGCCUACACUGUGCCCUCGCUCUUGGGUCCGCGUGUCAUCGGUAAAGUCUCGGCCCCAACUUACUCCAUCUGUGGCCGCAGCGCAGUGGGCAGCUGCUUCGAGGACCUCAGCAAGACCCCGGGUCCCUGCGCCUACCACGUGGUGAACACUGGGAUCUACAAGCCUCGGGCCCCCCAGUUCUCGAUGCUGGCGCGGAAUUCACUCCCCCAGGACAACACCCUGAAUCCGGGACCCGCAGCCUACAACGUGGACCAAGGGCACCGCAAGCCCGGCGGCUGGAGCUUCGGGAUCCGGCACUCGGACCACCUGGCCCGGGUCCUGACCUACGCGGAUGACUGACCCGCUGGGCGGGCGUGGCCCCACAAACGUUUGCUUAAAGCCUCCCGAGCCAG
Herpailurus yagouaroundi (jaguarundi) is the source of this 1184-nucleotide messenger RNA. RefSeq names its product ciliary microtubule associated protein 1B (gene CIMAP1B). Lineage: Eukaryota; Metazoa; Chordata; Mammalia; Carnivora; Felidae. The record is from RefSeq and is a predicted model, not a curated record. Gene Ontology annotation, cellular component: cytoskeleton. The coding region runs from base 367 to 1131 and encodes 254 amino acids. The transcript is spliced from 6 exons.